AUGUCUUCAUCACAUUUUGCCAGUCGACACAGAAAGGAUUUAAGUACGGACAUGAUUAGAACUAAAAUUGCUCAUAGGAAAUCACUGUCUCAGAAAGAAAACAGACAUAAGGAAUAUGAACGAAAUAGACAUUUUGGUUUGAAAGAUGUCAACAUUCCAACCGUGGAAGGUAGAAUUCUUGUUGAAUUAGAUGAGACAUCUCAAGAGCUUGUUCCAGAAAAGGCCAAUGUUAAGCCAAGGUCAAUGAAAACUGUUCUAGGUAAUCAACGAAAACAAAUGCUUCAAAAAUACAAAGAAGAAAAGCAACUUCAAAAAUUGAAAGAGCAGAGAGAAAAAGCUAAACGAGGAAUAUUUAAAGUGGGUCUUUAUAGACCUGAUAUGCCUUGUUUUCUUUUAUCGAACCAGAAAGCCAUGAAAGCUGAGCCAAAAAAGGCUAUUCCAUCUUCUGUACGGAUUACAAGGUCAAAGGCCAAAGACCAAAUGCAACAGGCUAAGAUUGAUAAUGGGAGUGAUGUUCGAGCAAUCCGACCUGAUCAAAGACAAACUUCUGAAAAGAAAGUGUUUGACAAGGAAAAAAAAGUUGUACAGCCUGUAAUGCCCACAGCAGUGAGAAUGACUCGAUCAGCUACUCAAGCAGCAAAGCAGAUUCUCAGAACAGUCCCAUCUACAAGAAAGGCAGUCACAAGAGCUACUAAUGAUGAUGAACAAGAAAGCAAGGCACCAAAUAAUGGAAGACCAGCCACAAAGAUAGAAACAAAACCUGACAAGGUAAUUUCUUGUAAAAUUGAUAGUGAAGAAAAUACUUUUGAAUCACAAAAUAGGACAACACAUAGAAUGGAUCCAGAUGGAGUCUUAUCAAAAAUGGAAAACUUACCAAGGACAAAUACUGCAAAAAUGAAAGGGAAGAAUUCCUUCGCACCUGAAGAUUUUAUGUUUCAGCCACUGGAUGGUCUGAAGACCUAUCAAGUAACACCCAUGACUCCCAGAAGUGCUGAUGCUUUCUUGACACCCAGUUAUUCCUGGACCACUUUAAAAACAGAAGUUGAUAAGACUCAAGAAGCAACAAAAGAAAUUUUGGCACAAAAACGUGAAACUUACUCUACCAGGACAGUACAGCAAGAUUCAAAUAAAUUACAAUGUCCUUUGGGUUCUCUAACAGUUUGGAAGGAAGAGCAUGUCUUAGAUCAAGAUGAAGCUACUACUAAAAAUCUAAGUGGCCUUCCAGUAAAAGAAGUCUUAUCGCUUGAAAUAAAUGAAGGUCAGAUAUCUCAGCCACAACAUGAUGUGCCAUAUUUCAGAAAUACUCUUCAGUCACAAACUGAGAAAUUAACUUCAUGCUGCCUUGAGUGGGACAGGAAGCUUGAAUUGGACAUUCCAGAUGAUGCUAAAGAUCUUAUUCGCACAACAGUUGGUCAAACAAGACUCCUUAUGAAGGAGAGGUUUAAACAGUUUGAAGGACUGGUGAAUGAUUGUGAAUAUAAACGAGGUGCAAAGGAGACUACCUGUACAGAUCUGGAUGGAUUUUGGGAUAUGGUUAGUUUUCAGAUAGAAGAUGUAAACCAAAAAUUCAACAAUCUGACCAAACUUGAGGAAUCUGGGUGGCAGAACAAUAAUAAUACAAGCAAAAAAGUCUUUCGGAAAAAAAUUGUUUCAGAUAUAGGGAGUAAACCAAAACAGGACGAUGGUGGAAGAAUUGCUGCUAGAAAACGCCUAGCUGCCAUAAAAAAUGCAAUGAGAGAGAGAAUUAAGCAGGAAGAACACACUGAGGCAGCAGCCUCUGUGAUACCAAAGGAAGUUGAUAAAAUAGUAUUUGAUGCUGGAUUUUUCAGAGUUGAAAGUCCCGUUAAAUCAUUCUCAGGACUUUCUGUCUCUUCUCAACGUCUUUCUCAAAGACUUAGAACCCCUAAGUCUGUCAGCAGAGCUGUGUCUCAGAGCAGGGCUGAGAUGGGCCUUCUAAGACAAACUACAUCAGAGAAUCCUGAUCCUCAGAGUACCAAAAGUAAACAUGUUGAUAAGAAGACUUUGUUUUCGAAUAUUCCUGAGAGCAGUGUAAUAAAAGAUACUCAGUGUCCUGGAUUACAAGAUUUAAUUGAAGUAAACCAUGAUGUAAAUAAGAUAAACUUUGAGAUGGAUUGUUUACCCAGUGAAAGAAUGAGUUUGCCUCUUCUUGCUGGUGAAAUAGAAGAUGAUAUUAAUACUAACCAAAAAGAAGAAAUUUUACAUGUUGUGGAAGGAAUGGAACUAAAUCCUUCAGUUACAUCACAGGAUGUUUUGAUGAGCAGUCCUGAAAAAAAUAUACCAUCACAAAAUAACAUCUCACGAGAAGAGGAAACUAAAACUUCUCAGUCAGUACAAUUUGAUAAUAAAAGUCUCAGUAUUGAAUCCUACCUUCUUGAUUCACCAGGCCUACACUGCAGUAAUCCAUUCACUCAGGUGGAGAGAAGACAUCAAGAACAUGCCAGACACAUUUCCUUUGGUGGUAACCUGAUUACCUUUUCACCUUUAAGGCCCCUCAGUGGAGAAGAAGAAGAGUUUUGAAAUUAAAAAUAAAUCCAAACAUUUUUCUUCAUAUUAGCAUUGCUAUGAUAUAUUCUUAGACUAUUAAAAAUUUGGAGAAUUUGGAUUUUUGUUCACUUCUGUUCAAUCCAUUUGUGUAGUAUCAUAUAAUGUUUUAAUAUUCAGUUUUCACCAAGGUGUAUUUUAGAUAUGAUACUGUUUCUCAAGGGAAGUGGGGAUAUUUUGUACAUUAACCAUGCAGAAUAAAAAAAUGUACCAUGCCUUGCCUCUUGUUUAAAAUGUGUACACUGAAAGCUGAGUGUACUUAGAUAAGUUGUAUUUUUAGUUUAUUUGAAAUAUAUUAUAUUAAACU
This is a messenger RNA of Cynocephalus volans (Philippine flying lemur), 2869 nucleotides long. It is a transcript of the gene DLGAP5, whose product is annotated as DLG associated protein 5. Gene Ontology annotation, molecular function: microtubule binding. NCBI's taxonomy places the organism in Eukaryota, Metazoa, Chordata, Mammalia, Dermoptera, Cynocephalidae. Gene Ontology annotation, biological process: centrosome localization; regulation of mitotic cell cycle; mitotic spindle organization. Bases 1 to 2538 code for a protein of 845 amino acids. The transcript is spliced from 18 exons. The record is from RefSeq and is a predicted model, not a curated record. Gene Ontology annotation, cellular component: nucleus; cytoplasm; spindle pole centrosome.